GCGAAUUUUAUUUUUUUGGCAGUUUUGCUUUGUUUUGGGUGACACUCCUCUUUAGUCUACUUUGAGAUAUCACGGUGGAAAGAAGUGAAAUAUAAAUAUAGUCUUGUGGCUGAUUUAAAAAAAAUAUAUUGAGCACUCAAAAUGGUUAAAAUCCUUGGAAUUGAUGACAACUCGGAGGCAUUCUCCAUUUUGGUCACACUUGUUUUUGGAGUUUUUCUUUUAAUUGGAACGAUAGCUCUUUACAUGAAAGUAAUGGGCGACAAAAAUCGACAAGAUGAGAGUCACUUGCAACAGCUUAAUAGAGAGACUAUCAUCAAUCAUACAAAAGAAGAAUGAAUCACAUCAUUGCUAGUUUUAAUUGAGUAUAUUUGUAACAUGAUAAUAAUAAAUAGUGAAAAAAUCUUUCUAUAAAUCAGAG
This is a messenger RNA of Chironomus riparius, 418 nucleotides long. NCBI's taxonomy places the organism in Eukaryota, Metazoa, Arthropoda, Insecta, Diptera, Chironomidae. The record is from the annotation of a GenBank genome assembly.